This is a messenger RNA of Bipolaris zeicola 26-R-13, 459 nucleotides long. RefSeq lists its product as uncharacterized. The record is from RefSeq and is a predicted model, not a curated record. The transcript has a single exon. The annotation marks the transcript as partial. Lineage: Eukaryota; Fungi; Ascomycota; Dothideomycetes; Pleosporales; Pleosporaceae.
AGGGCCAUGUGCUCCCUUGCUCCCUUCACCGCUUCUGGCAUGCGUGUCGCUUCGCGCGUCGGCAUCGAGGGAAAGGCGAGGUUGUUUUUGUUUCGGCAGAGGCGCUGCGGCACGGCCUCAAAAGGCGCCGUGGCUGCGCUGAUUGGGGCCAUUAGCCGCCACAUUGCAGCAACACAUGCGCCCCCCGUCGCCGGCCGCCAUGGGGAAACGGGGUGGAGAGAAAAGGCUUCUUGUCAACCGGCCACCUGCCUCCAUCGGCCCGCUCGUUUCUUUGGUGCUCGUCGAGCCAGGCCAAACGUUGCGGCAGAUGACGAGGUAAUUGAUUCAUGGAAUGGCGCCGCAUGUCUACCUGCAACCAAGACCGAGUGCGAGCUGCGAGCCUGCUGGCUCGAUCUUCGCCAAGGGUAUUGCGCGUUGCUGAACCGCUCCCGUGGGAACUCCAAUUGCAUGCCGCGUUGA